Messenger RNA from Lodderomyces elongisporus, 1926 nucleotides. It is a transcript of the gene SRD1, whose product is annotated as Srd1p. Gene Ontology annotation, cellular component: growing cell tip; cell division site; plasma membrane. The transcript has a single exon. The coding region runs from base 1 to 1926 and encodes 641 amino acids. The record is from RefSeq and is a predicted model, not a curated record. Lineage: Eukaryota; Fungi; Ascomycota; Pichiomycetes; Serinales; Debaryomycetaceae.
AUGGGUUUCCGGCUAAGCUUCAACACUAUAUCUUUUGUUUUGAUACUAGUAUCGUUUGUCUUUUUGCUUUUAGCCACCAUCAGCUCCCCAGUGGUUACAACUUUCAACUUGGGCAAGACAGCUACCUACUCCUACGGCUUGUUUGGAUACUGCUUGGAAAACAACUCAAAAUGCUCUUCUGCGACAUACCCCAUUGACUUGGCUUCAGUAGACGACUCUUCAACCAAUUGGGUCAUGAGCUCAUCAACUAGAAACACAUUGGCCAAAAUCUUUAUUGUUACUCCCAUUGCCUUGGGCUUCAACUUUAUCACCUUAAUAAUCAUUGCGAUCUCCCACUUUAUAGGAAGAAAAGCCAUCUUGUUUGCCAUCGUUAUCAACGUUAUAUCAUUGAUAUUGACAAUAAUUAGCUGCAUUGUGACUAUAUUGGCAUUCUAUCCAAACUUGGCAUGGACAGGCUGGAUCUUGAUUGGCUCUGCUGCAGCAAAUAUUGUAUCCCUUGUAUUCUUAAUUGUCACAUUAACCGUCAUUGGCGACAAUGACUCUACAGACGAUGACAAUUCAGAUGCUGACGAUAGUGGCUUGGGCUUUGGUAGAUUAAACAAUUAUGACAAGUUGGAUGACAAAUUCAACCAUAUCCAAACCUCAACAUUCAAAAGUCCAAAUAGCACAAGCUCCAUCGAUAAUGAAUACGCUUACAAACCAUUUGGUACAACCAAUACAAAUAAUAAUGCUGCAUUUAACCCAAUUAACACAAACACAAACACAAACACAAACACAAACACAAACACAAACACCAACAAAAAUUUGGUAAACAACUCUCAAACAACCAACGCUGCUGCAACAUCACAACAAUCAGGUUACGCAAGCAACACUUAUGGAAGAGCCAACCUAUCUGGCCCUGCAGCCAUUGCUGCAGCCUCAGCCUCAGCCUCAGCCGCCUCUUUGGCCCAAAGAAAUGCAAAUGGCUCCUUUGGUGAGAGUAACUCGUCUGCAUACUUUAUGCAACCUCAAACUGUAAAUGAUUUCACCAUGCAAAGACAACAUGGAACUACUUCUGCCACUACUGGUUCACUAGUGGGAAGUAAUGUUGCCUCCUCCGUCUAUGGCAAACCAAAUGACAAUAUUCCUGCUCCAUACCCCAUAACCACACCAUUACCAAACAACAGUGAUAAUACACCAAAUGCAUUCUCAAGAAGUGUAUUUGAACAUCACCCCCAGGUCGAGGGCCAUAAACCAUUUACUGAAUUGGAUGAUGAUAAUGACAACGAUAACGAUGAUGAAGACGAUCUUGGUGGUAGAAAUAUCAUUGUUAGGACCAACAAUGACUCUGAUGAAGAUUCCGAUUUCACUAGCGUCUCACAAAGAGCACCAAACCCGCAAUAUAAUGGCUACAACUCUGGAUACGUCCAAGGAGGCUAUUACCCACAACAACAGCAGCAGCAGCAGCAACCUACUGCACAAUACUCACAUGUUCAACAAUAUCAGCCAAUUAGGCAACAAACUUUGGGUCAACCUCCAAUAGUCACUCCAGGACACCAAAACCACCUCUACUACCAACAACAGCAACAACAGCAACAUUCUUCCUUUAACACCAACAUGAAUCACACUAGUGGUAAUGGUUACUUUGCACAAAGCCAAUUGCCCCCAUCAGCAUCUUCGUCAAACAAUUUCAAUAAAAUCCCGCCAUCUCAUGCAGCUCAGCAAAGACCAACCAUUUCGGAUAAUGUCUUGAGUAAUAACCCGGAUUUUGCAUUUAGCAGAGGUGGGGUACUGCAACAAAAGAGAAGAGUACAACCCGGAUUUGUUCCUGUUGCAUCGAGGUAUAAAGGUAAUAACAGCACCAACCAAGCAAGUGCGAUGAUGGGAAGAGGCGGAGGGGCCGAUGCGCCGCAAGUUAGAAGUGGACCAUAUGGUAUUACCAGGUAA